AUGAACAAAUACCAAAAAAUACUCUAAAACAUGUCAUUGAUGGCACUGUACCUACAACCUCCCUAAACAAUCAAAUACUAUAUAGAUGAAAAAUUAAAAGAGUUGAACUCUGGAUUCAUUUCAGGUAACGAAACAGAAGAAUUGAAAGACUUUUAAAAAAGAUUGGUAUAUUUUUGGACCCAGCAUCAUCAAAAUACAGAGCAAAACUAAUCCAAUUAGAGUCACAAUUUAAUCAAAAAAUGGGAUCUAAAUUUUGAGACAAUCUAGGAAUUUUCAGCCUUCAAAUCGUAAUUUGAGCUUGAAUUAAUGCAUUUAAAGAACUAUUAGCAAGAAUAAACACUAAGAGAAGUUACCUAAAAGAAUUUUAUUGAAGUUGUUUAUGAGAAUAAAAAGUUAUAUAAGCAAUUAGAAUAACUGGCUAGCUCAAAUAAGCUCUUAGAAGUAGAUAAAAAAAUGCUAGAGUAAGAAAUCAGCAAACUCAAAAGUGAAAUCUAGGAUCUAAAAAAUUAGAUCAAUACUAACACACUCUUUUAUAAGGAGAGCCAAGACUUGAAGUAGGCUAAAGUAGAGAUAGUUAAAUUGUAAUAAGACAAUUAAGUCCUAUAGAAUUAAAUUCAUAAAUUGUAUGACGUAAAUUAUUUCGAUUACAAUUAGGAAAUAGAACUUGAUAAACAGCAUCUCCUCUAAAAUUAAGUUAGGCUAUUAGAACAACAGAUGAAGUCUUAAGCUGAAUAGUUGGUUUCAGCAAAUGCAGAAAUUAAAUAAUAUACAAAUGAAAUUUAACAAUUGAAAGUAAAGAAUGCAAAGAUUAUCAACUUUAAUUUUGAAUCCUUAGGAAUAAGGAGCAUUCCUAUAUUCACUGGGGUGCAGUCCUAUCUAUAUGUUACAAUGUAUUUAUUGGAAUUAAUCACUCCUUUGAGUCAGAUUCUAAAGAUUAAUGAAAAGGUAUGUGUAUUGAUAUCUCAAUUUAUAAAUUACAUCAGAAAAGAAAAUGACUAGAUUUAAUCUUCAACAGCCACUUAAUUAUAGGAUUUGAUCAAGAUUUAAAAUUAGAAUGAUAACAAGGUUAAUGAUUUUUUAUUUUCAAUAAUCGAUUAUUUAACGAAAGUAGUAAUUAAAAAUGAAAAGGAAAAAUCAUAAAUUGCAUAGAUUAUUCAGACUGAUGACUCUCCAAUUUUUGAUAUGUUUUUCUUCUUAUAAAGAUUAUUUCCAAUUAAUAUAGAAAUUUUGCCAAAUGAAGUUCCACUAAUUAAUAGUAUCAAGUAUAUUAGAUAUUUCGAUACAAUCAUUACACCAUAAGGAGAGUUUUCAAAGUAUCUGAAUGAUUUGAUUAAAUUGGAGGGUCAGGAAAAUAAGAUCGAUGAUUAAGCAUCAGAUUUCAAUUUUAUCAUAUUCCCUUAAAUUUUGAUUUUCAACACUUCUGAACUAUCACUAUAAUAAGCAGACAUUAAGAUUUCUUUGAUUUUACCCAUUAGGUCUUUGAAUCCUGAAUAAGAUGAUAGUCAAUAUUAAUUGAUUAGUAUGAUACAUUGGAUUUAGGAGGGUAAUUAAGUAAAUUAUUGGAUUACUCUAUGCAAAAAUAAGAGUUGGAUUUAAAUCAAAUAGGAAAACGCUUAGAUAGUUGAUAUUAAUUCAAUAUUAACAUUCUAAUCCCCUCAUAAUGACAAGGAAUUACUAAUCUAUGAGAGGGUAAAAAUUUGA
Molecule: messenger RNA, 1701 nt
Organism: Paramecium tetraurelia
Lineage: Eukaryota; Ciliophora; Oligohymenophorea; Peniculida; Parameciidae
Exons: 3
Source: RefSeq, a predicted model, not a curated record